Nematocida major is the source of this 675-nucleotide messenger RNA. RefSeq lists its product as uncharacterized. The transcript has a single exon. Lineage: Eukaryota; Fungi; Microsporidia. The coding region runs from base 1 to 675 and encodes 224 amino acids. The record is from RefSeq and is a predicted model, not a curated record.
AUGGCGCUGUUUGUUGAGGUCUUUCUUUUGUACGGAGUCUACAUUCUCCUCUACUCCUGUUUUAACUCCUCGGAGGAAAGGGUUUUGGUUGGAAGGAAAACCCUCGGAUUCUGCGAGAGCAUUGAGGUUUUGGUCGUCCACAGGCUUGGCUGCCUCAUUCCGUACGUGCUUGUUUACGCACAAAUUCUCAGCAGGUCCUCCAUGCACGCACUCUUUGGGCUGCUCGCAGAAAUUGCCGCGUACAUCAUCGUGAAGGACUCCGUCAUCGUCUACAUAAAGGACCUGAAAAUAUUCACGCGGUCUUGCACGCACCUCCCCAUAAACCCCUCGGGGCACACUUUCAUGCUCCUGAACGGGAUUUUCAUCCUCUGCCCCGUCCUGUACAAUGACUGCAGGCUCCGCAGGCGGGGAAUGGCCUUGGUCUCUGCAGCGGUGAUCUUCGAGUACAACAGGCUGCUCAUCUCCACAGUCACGUACUACCAUACGUUCCUGGAUAUUGCCCUCGGAGUCGCAACGUUCCUCCUUUUCAGGGCACUCGUUAGGCCCGUGCGGAGCCUCUACAGGGAAAGCGCGUACGAAAACGAGUGGGGCGUGCAGGGAUACUUCUUCAUGUGCGCAGCCGUGGGGGCUUUGAUCUUCCUCCGGGGCCUGAGCUGGCCCGCGUGCUUUCAGUAG